UGCUGGGGACAUCUGGAGACGUUCACACGCCUUUCGCCACUAAAGGACACAUGACGAGGGUUCAUGCGUUACGGGUCUGAACUGGCAAUGAUGCAUUAUCCUCCUCUCUCUUGAGAAGAUUAAACGAGUCUCGUUUUCAACAAGGAAAAAAUUAGGAAAAAAAGGAUCUUGUGCUUUUACCUUCUUGAUGCAUUGUCCUCUCUCUCUCCCUCCCUCCUGGGAAGAUUAAACGAGUCUCAUUUUCAGCGAGAAAAUAAUAGAAAAAGGGAAGGAUCUUGCGCUCUCAUCUUUACCUUCUUGGUUCUCACUCACUCUCUCUCUCUCUCUCUGUCUACCCUUCUCAGUGCGCUGCCUAGUGUUGGGCGCUGGCUUAAAUAAACCAAAAAGUUUGUUCUCGGAGAGAGAAACAGAAUCUACCCAGAAAGAGAGAGAGAGAGAGAGAGAGAGAGAGAGAGAGAUUCGUUUGGAGGGGCCUGAUUUGGGACAACCCACGACGAUCUGUGUUGGGGGGAGGAGACCUUUUUAAUCAAUCAUGCCAUCGGGCUCGAAGAGGAGAAAAGCUGCCAAGAAAAAGAAGGAAAGGCAGGCACCAAUCAGUGAUCCUUCCUCCACCAACACCAACAGCAGCAACGCUCAAGAAAAUGAUGAAGUGAGGAGUCAGGAUGAGAAAGACAGCGAAGGUGGAGAGCCCAAUUCCCCUGGAUCCCAUGACCACCAUGGUCCAUUCAACGGGGGGAGUGAAGAAUUGGGAAAGAGUGAUUCAUUGCCUGUUGCAUCGGCUGAUGUUGAGAACAAGCCAGUGUACAUACCUGUUGAUUCUGAUGCUGCGCAAAAGAUUGAAAUAGAGGGCAAUGGUGGAGUCGAAACAGUUAAGGACGUGAAGUUUGAAGAUGAUUCUCCCAUUCCCAUUGAGUGUGUCGAGCCUGGAAAGAGUGAUCCAUCGCCUAUUGCAUUGGCUGAUGUUGAGAACAAGCCAAUGGACAUACCAGUUGAUUCUGAUGGUGUGCGAAAAAUUGGAGUAGAGGGCAAUGGUGGAGUCGAAACUGUUAAGGAAGAGAAGUUUGAUGAUGAUUUUUCCAUUCCCAUUGAGUGUGUUGAGCCUGGGAGUGAAGAAUUGGGAAAGAGUGAUCCAUCGCCUGUUGCAUCGGCUGAUGUUGAGAACAAGCCAGUGGACAUACAAGUUGAUUCCAAUGCUGCGCAAAAGGUUGGAGUAGAGGGCAAUGGUGGAGUUGAGACUAUAAAGGAACUGAAGUUUGAAGAUGAUUUUCCCAUUCCCAUUGAGUGUGUUGAGCCUGGGAGUGAAGAAUUGGGAAAGAGUGAUCCAUCGCCUGUUGCAUCGGCUGAUGUUGAGAACAAACCAGUGGACAUACAAGUUGAUUCCAAUGCUGCGCAAAAAGUUGAAGUAGAGGGCAAUGGUGGAGUUGAAACUAUAAAGGAACUGAAGUUUGAAGAUGAUUUUCCCAUUCCCAUUGAGUGUGUUGAGCCUGUGAAGGAACAACAUUAUGAGGGCACCGAGAAAUCCAGCAUCAUUAGGCCUGAUGGUGAGUCUCUGGUCACUGAUGAGGAAAAGUUUGGAGUUGAAGAAGGAAGCAAAAAUUUGGAAAUGACUGAGUUUGAAGAUUUGGAAAAGCCAGGUGAAUCUUUGCCUCAAAAGUUGACCAAAGUGAUUGAUGGUGGCCUGGAUGAGGGUGUAAAUGUGGCUGAACCAGUGGUCUCUCUGUCCCAGAAAGUUAUUGACUUCAUGGAAGCUGCUCCAUCAGAAAAUAAAGCAGAUUUUGGACUUAAUUCUAGGGGAAAAGAGGACUUGUUGACCUCAAUAGAUGAGGUCCAACAAGUUGCACCCAAUGGGUCUGCAUCAAACAAUGUUGGGGCUAAAGUGUUUCCUUUGUCAGUUGACAAUUCUGGAGUUGAAUCUGGUGCCGUAACUUCUUUCUCAAAAGAAAAGGAUGGUGAAUUGUUGCCAUCUUCAGGAGUUUUGGUUACUCAGACUCACAAUGGCACAGAGAAGGCCAAGAAUUUUGAGGUUUCUGAAUUGAACAAUGGGUUGGAGUCUGCAUCAAAUAAUGUUGGGGCUAACAUGUUUCCUGUGUCAGUUGAAAAUUCUGGAGUUGAAUCUGGUGCUUUAACUUCUGUCUCAAAAGAAAAGGAGGGUGAAAUUUUGGCAACUCGAGGAGUUUUGGUUGCGCAGACUCAUAGUGGUACAGAGAAGGCCAAGGAUUUUGAGGUUUGUGAACCAAACAAUGGUUUGGAGUCUGCAUCAAACAAUGUCAGGGCUGAAGUGUUUCCUGUCACAGUUGAAGAUUCUGUCAUUGAAUCUGUUGCUGUAGCUUCUGUCUCUAAAGAAAAGGAGGGUGAAUUGUUGCCGCCUUCAGGAGUUCUGGUGUCUCAGACUCAUAAUAGUACGGAGAAGGCCAAGGAUUUUGAGGUUUGUGAAUCCUCUGAGGACCAGCCAUUGGUGGCGCCGGCUCCAAGAAUUGUGGAAAAGACAUCCUGGAUGAGCUGUUGUGGACUAUUUGAUAUCUUCAUGGGCUCCAGUAGAUGACUAAAGAGUUACAAUAUCACCGAACCUUUAGGCAAGGGAUGAAGUGUGGGAAAGCUAGGAAUGAUUUUGUUUGAAGUUCAGGAGGUUUCAUCUUGAAGACAAUCCUAGGUUUCUCCUUUACCUGAUAGACCUGACUGAAAUAAGAAAAAAAAAAAAAGCCAUUUUUGAGUCUUGUGCUGGGAAUUGCGUCGACUUUGUCAAAGCCUUGGCUGGUCCUUGUCGGCAGUUCACUUUUUAUUUUUUAUUUUUUAAUAUAUGAAUUUUGCAUUUUGUUUUUUUUUUCCCUUGAAAUCGUGUGCUGUGUCUGUCCUUUUUCCUUUCUGUGGUAUAGGGCCAUUACAUAGAAGAGGAGGAUGUUUUGUGUAUGGGAUAAGGUUAAUUAGAACUUUAUAAUGGGUAUCUAUGAGUUCUGAAAUUGGAGGACAGGAUUUCAGGAUUCGCACUGUGCGACUUCUUUCGGAAUAAUUUCGCCUUCCCUUAGCCAA
Molecule: messenger RNA, 3027 nt
Organism: Eucalyptus grandis
Lineage: Eukaryota; Viridiplantae; Streptophyta; Magnoliopsida; Myrtales; Myrtaceae
Exons: 4
Coding region: 533-2542 (669 amino acids)
Source: RefSeq, a predicted model, not a curated record